UCUGCGGUGGUCCUUCGGGCAUGCGAAGUGUACGAGUAGGUCCUCGCUGGCGGGGGCGGCGGCGGUGCGGCAGCGGCCGCAGGUACGGCGGCGGCCGGCGAGCGCGCCGCGGUGACCGAAGAACCCCCCCCGCUGCCCGGUACCGGCGCCGGCGCUGCUGCUCGGCGGUUGACCCAUACGACGUUGUUGGUGAGGGCGAGGCGGCCGGUGUCAGCGCGGAGAACGACGGCGGUAGCCGUCGGUUGGUUGUUGGCGCCGUAGAAGCAACGCACGGAUUGGACGUCCGCUUUGAUGGCGCGCUUGACCCGCAUCAUCCCCUCCUGGAAAAAAGGGACGACGUUGAGCGGCGGCUUCCUGCCGAAGAAGACCUCGAACGGCGACAUCCAGCCCUGAUUGGCCUUCGUCGCGGAGCGGCUGAAACAACCGANUCGGCGACGGCGUUCUGUUUGGGGGUGUCGGGCGCGGUGUACUCCCGCCGGAUGCCAGCGGCGUCGCAGAACUUGAUGAAAGCGGCGCCGGUGAACUCGCCGCCGUUGUCCAUGCGAAAACAUCCCGGAGUGCCCAUGCCGUUCAUGUCGGCCAAGAAGGGCUGCACGUACUUCAGGGUGUCGCUCUUCGCCCGGAUCCCGUACGCCCGUUGCCACUACGACGCGCUGUCCACGAACAUGAUGAGAUACCGGGAGCCGUCCAUCGCCUCGGUGAACGGGCCCGUGAGAUCGAUGUGGACCUUGCGGAACGGCACCGCCGCGCGUGUCCCACGCCGCGGCACCGGGGCCCUCCUCCCCUUCGCCUCCACACAGCCCACACAUGGCUGCAGCUCCACGACCAACCGAACACCUUGCUGCUUGGCAGUUUCACGCAUCAAAAAUUCAUUUACGUGGCCGGUGGAAGCGUGGAACAGAUUAAUAUCGAUGUUUGGCGUGGAUCUACCGAUCGCAAACGGGGAAGCACCGGGGGCGAUAAUCGCCAACGCGUGGGAAAGAGACGGAGGGGCUGCGGCCUGCUGCUCAUUGCACUCGGAAAGAAAACCUCUCAACACCUCCACAUCAUCAUGCUGCACAGUGAAAGCCAGGGGAGGGGGCUCCGCAGACUCAGAGAAUUCAGCGCAUCCGGAAAAAAAUCACCCGGGGGGACCGUGUCUUUGCCAUCCAUCAACCCAACAUCCAGAAACAUGCUCAUGUCCAUGAUCGGUAAUUCGUCCUGAGAGACAAAGGGGUUGAUCUCGAUCUCGCGAAAGUCUGUUAGCUCUACGGCAGGGGGAGGCACAAUCGGAGACGAUUCUACGGCAGCCGUAAUCACAGGCUGAAAAUCAGGGGUCGUCGUGGAUAUUGGGUCUCAGUCGACAGACGGAAACGCACAAAUCGGCCGCACUACACCGGAAGUGGUGGAGGGGACGCUAGGACACGAAGGUACUACACCGUCGGAUCCGGUGGGCUGGACGCCAGAAGUCCAACGUACAACGCCGACCGAUGCGACGGACUGGAAGCCGGGAGUCGAAGGUACAACGCCGACAGAUGCGACGGACUGGAAGCCAGAAGUCGC
This is a messenger RNA of Ectocarpus sp. CCAP 1310/34, 1542 nucleotides long. The record is from the annotation of a GenBank genome assembly. NCBI's taxonomy places the organism in Eukaryota, Phaeophyceae, Ectocarpales, Ectocarpaceae.